Messenger RNA from Gastrolobium bilobum, 3547 nucleotides. RefSeq lists its product as uncharacterized. NCBI's taxonomy places the organism in Eukaryota, Viridiplantae, Streptophyta, Magnoliopsida, Fabales, Fabaceae. Bases 24 to 3284 code for a protein of 1086 amino acids. The record is from RefSeq and is a predicted model, not a curated record. The transcript is spliced from 6 exons.
UUAAGCGUAAGCAGUGACUGAAAAUGGCGAUGGUGAGUUCUGACAACACCAACGUCGUCUUCAUCGACACCAGCCUCGAUACACACUUGGCCGUCAUCGUUUUCGACCACGACACCGUCUCUGACCUCAAAAAGAGAAUUCUUUCAGAACACCCAUUAUGCUUUCCGAAAAUUGGGCAGAUACAGAUUCACGGGAUAAAGGUAAAGCGCAAGGGGUACUACUAUCAUCUAUCAGAUUCCAUGUUUGUGAGAAGUGCCUUUAAUGGUUUCAACAAGAGCUGGUUUCUUAAUGUUGAUGCUUCUGCAUUGGGAGAGUGUGGACAAAAUGAGCAAUUAUUUGCUUCUGGUUCUCCUAACCAGUUGGCCUGUCUUGACAUUGCAAAUAAUGCUUUAAUUGAUCCCGUUGAUAAUGCUGUGAUUCUUCCAUCCAAAAGGGUGUCCGGUCUCGACAAUUCUCCGUUGCUGCAAUUGGAGAACAAACAGAAUCAGAAUGAAGAAAUUCCUAUUAUUAGCCCGUGUAUUUCAGAACAUACAGGAAAAGAAGCUGUCGAAAGUUUGGAGAUAGGUGUUAAAUCAUCUGGCAAUAAUGACACUGGAAUUCCAUUAACAGGUUCAGUUCCUGAGACACUGGACCAUUGCUAUGUAAAUCAUGAACUUCCAAGUUUAAAUAUUGAACGUGAGGUAGAUGGCUCUGGUAAAGGCACUACGGAUGAUUGUAAUGUUUGCAAGGAAGAUCCUUCAAUAGCUGAGCCAAGUGCAAAGAAAAAGCGAAAGAGUAAAAGGCAAAAAGAGGACUCAAUGCGAGAUGAUAAUUCAAAAGAUAAUAUUGCUUCUGUUGAUAAGCCUCUCAGUUUUCCAUCCAAAAGGACAUCCAGUUUAAGUAAUUUCCCAAUGCCACAAUUGGACAACAAACAGGAUGAAAAAGCAGAAAUUCCUUUUGUCAGCCCUUUGUUUUCAGAGUAUACGGGAAAAGUUGUCAAAAAUUUGGAGAUGAAUGUGAAAUCCUCUUGCAAUAAUGAUCUUCCAAAUUCACAUGUUGAAUGUGAAGUAGAUGGAUCCAAUAAAGGCAUUAAGGAUGAUUGUAUUUCAAAAUCUGUGCCAAGUGCAAAGAAAAAACAGAAGAGCAAAAGGAAAAAGGAAGACACAGUGCAAGAUGAUACUUUAAAAGAAAAUGAUCCUUCUGUUGUUGAACCAGCUAAUUAUAAGGUUCAGCAGGAUAUUGUAGUCCUAGCAAACCCUUCGGUGAAUGCAGAUAAAGAAGUAAUUAAGGAAACUGAAGUUUUAAAGGAGCAUCAGCACACUGAAUGCAGCAAUAACAACUAUAAGAAUGACAUUGAUGCAGUGUCAAUAAAAGAGGCUUCAGACCCUGGACCUGCUGCAAAUAAGAAGCCUAGGAAGAGGAAGAGAUCUUUGACUCGUGAUUCUAAAGAAAUGUCGAAAGUAGAGACAGCAUCUCAGACGGAUGAAGCACAGAAGUCUGACGAAACACGUAAGGAAAGGAAAGAAACAAAGGAUCAGUUUGAACUUAAUGACAAAUCUAGGGAUGAUGUUGAAUAUAAGCACAAUAAGGUUACUGAAGAUGUUUCAGAUACCAGACCUCCUGCAAAGAAAAAGCCGAAGAGAAAAGAGAAAAGUUUGUCCAAGGAAAAGUUGAUAAGUGAUUUCAAUAUAGACAAUGCUUCUUCACACUUUUUGGAGGACCAACAGAAGAUUAAACACAGCAGUGCUGACCAAUCAGCUCAACAUAUAAAUGACUCGGAUCCACUCAGAACCAGUGUGCUGGGUGGGAGGAGUAAAAGAAAGACAAACUCAUCAAAUCCUCAUGAAACACCUGUUGUUACUUCUUUCAGGAAAGAUGGUGAAGCAGAUCGUUUUAACAUUCAAGGAGGUGUUCAGGAGGAAACAUCUGAAGAUGGUCUAUUCUCUAAAGAUGCAGGCAAUGAAGGCAUUGUAGGAACUGGAACUUAUAUGAACCAUUCUGUUACUGAAAUAAAAGCGCACCCUUCUGAUGUGAAUGAGUCCCAGGAGCUGACUGAGGAUAAUGCGAAUGUUGUCCUUGAUCAUUGUCAUAAAAGUCAAGCCACUCAGACUGGCGGAGCUGAGGAAGGAAGAGAAGUAUCAUCACAAAGUGAUCCUAAGCUAAUGCUGUUAGAAAUGUGCACACCAUCCAACCAGGAUAACAGAGAUACAAAUGUCAGAGAAUUAAAUGUGACUUCAAAAGUUGUCGAUGUGAAUGACCUUGUAAAAUCAGAGAAGAAGAAAAAAAAGGGGAUAAGAAGAGCUAAGGAUUCAGGUGGAGGACCGGCACUUACAGAAGGUAUUAGCCUUGUAGAUGCUUCUGAGAGUGAAACUGUUAAUGUCAAGUCUGUUAAAGCAACUGAUCCUAUGUCAGGAAAUACUGAGACAGAGGAAAACCCUCUAAAUCAAGCAGAAGGGAAAAAAAUAAGGCAGGAGGAAAUGAAAGGGACUGUUCUUUCUGCUACUGAUAUGGAAGAUGAUUUUAGUACUGAUAAUACUGGUUCCUUGGAAAAAAUUAAAACUAAAUCUAAUGCUGAACAUGUGGAUGAACAUGCUGACAAGAUACAGAGAAAGAAAUCAAACAACAAACAAACUUCUACCUCAGAGAGCAUAUCAAAUAUGCUAAUAAAAGAUAAAGGUCUUGAUAGUAAGAAACCAUCACCAUCUUCUGACAGUGGAAUACAUGCCAACCCUUCAUUUAAGAUGGCAAAGAAAAGUAAGUCUGCAAACACGAAGUCCACUAACAAAUCAAGCAAAACAAAUUUGGAACCUGUGAAAGACUCUGUUGGACUUGAAUCUUCUGACAUGCUUGUUGACAAGAUGAAUGAAGCAGAUAGAACAGGCGUCGAGAAAAUGGUUCAAAAUAAAGCAGGAAAAGCAUCAGGGAAUGAUGUCUGGAGAGUUGUAAGUCGCAAACAGCAGAAGAGGAGCUUGUUGGCGGGAGAAAUUUUCAAGGAUGAUAGUAGUGGUACCUCUGAAGAUGAAGGUGAAGUUGAUAAUUCUGAUGCCAGCACUAGAAUUCCAUUAGAUAAUUCAGUCUUGUCUGAUUUUUCAGAUGGGGAUAGUAGUGCAGGUUUCAAUAGUGGGAAAAGGCUGGAAAAUGGAAGAAGCUCCAUAGAAGCAAGUUUGUCAGGCACAAAAGGGAUAUCAGUUGAUCGUAUUCUGAGAAGCUCAAGCAGGUUUAAGAAGGCUAAAAUAUCGGCCUCUCAAUUGGAAGAAACUGAACGCCAGCCAGAGUUCGUUCCAGACAGCCUUGCUGACAUGUAAUCACAAGUUUCAGCAGAAAAAAAGACACGUAACCAUAGCAAUAUGGUAUUUUUGCCCAUUUUUGUUCUCUUCUGGAGCUGGUGUCUGGCUGUAACUUGAGUGUUAAUUCCUCUUGUUCUUUACCUUCUUUCCUAAUUGAACGCUAGUUUGCUUUCUAAGCCUGUUUACCUAUCAAUGUUAUAUAUUACUUCUACUAUAUUGAUAAAAAACAAGGUGUGUAUUAAUCGAAGUUCUCAAGAAAUGUGUCAAGCCCAUGCCCACGA